GCCAAACAAGACACCGCAAGGUUAGGGUUUAAGUCGAGAGCUCCAAGCCAUCCACCUCUUUCUUGAAGAAAUGGGGAAGAAGUCCAAAGAAUCCAAAGCUGAAAUCCCUAAUUCUGCAGCUUCCGCUCCAUCAGGCAAUAUUUUCAAAUCCCUUUUUGGUGGCGGUCUAGAAGAACCCGAUAAUCCAACCUCCGAUUCAAUAUUCUCGGAUUCCAAUCCGUUCCGAAGCAAACCCACCAAUGAAUCUCAAUCAAUUCCUCAAAAACUCCAAGAAGUUCUUCGAUUAGACAUCGAUAGUCCACAAAAGAAUGACGCCAAGAUCCCCGAUGCUGUAAACACAUUGCCGAGCAAGAGGAAAAGGAAAGAGAAGUUGCCGGAAUCCAUCGACUCAGAUGAUUCUGACAUCGAAGGAGAUGUCAAGAAAUCGAAAAAGGAAAAAGGGGUUGUUUCAGAAGGUUCCAAAAGCUCGAGCUUUGAUGAGGAGAAGAAGAAGAAGAAAAGGAAGAGAGGCGAGGUUGAGGCAGAGUACGAAGAAAGAAAAUACGGGGCGAUGGAUGUGGAUUUGAAAGAAGAUGAGGGGGUUAAAGGAAAAGUUGGCGGGAAGAGGAAGGAGUUGGAUAAGGGAGAAGAUCAACUUGUUCCCAAAGAAGGAUUCGAUGAUGAAGAAAAGUUAUUAAGGACUGUGUUUGUGGGAAAUUUGCCAUUGAAGGUGAAGAAGAAGGCAUUGAUGCGAGAGUUUAACCAGUUUGGAGCAAUAGAAUCCGUUAGAAUUCGGUCUAUUCCUUUGUUAGACGACAAGACUCCAAGAAAGGGUGCUAUAAUCAAGAAGAAAAUCAAUGAUGCUGUCGACAGGGUUAACGCAUAUGUUGUUUUUAAGACGGAGGAAUCUGCCCAAGCUUCUUUGUCACAUAACAUGGCAGUUGUGGGAGGAAAUCAUAUUCAUGUGGAUAGAGCCUGUCCACCUCGCAAGAAAUUGAAGGGAGAAAACGCACCACUUUAUGACAGCAAAAGAACUGUGUUUAUUGGCAACCUUCCUUUUGAUGUCAAGGAUGAAGAACUGUAUCAGUUGUUUACCGGUUUCAACAAUCUAAAAGACUGCAUCGAGGCAAUUCGUGUUGUCAGAGACCCGGGUACAAGUUUGGGAAAGGGCAUUGCUUAUGUUUUGUUUAACACAAGGGAAGCAGCAAAUACAGUUGUUAGAAAACAUAAACUGAAGAUUCGGGACAGGGAGUUGAGGUUGUCCCAUGCCAUGAAGUCAAAUCCAACACCGCCGGAAUCAUCGUAUGGCAGGAAGGCGGCGGCUGUGGGCGGCAACACCUCUUAUCAGGGUGUACGAGCCACCAAAUCUGGCGGCGAGAAGAAGUUUGCUACAAGAGUGACUAGACCUGUGAGGAGUGAAUCAAGAAGUGAAAAUGGGGUGAAGAGGAAGGUGCGAUCGGAAAAGAGGCCGGCGGUGUUGGCUAGGAAGGCGGCGGCAAAUGCAGCUAGAAAUGGCGGCGGCGGCGGCGGCAGUGGUGGUGUGAAACGCAAGACAGAAAACCGAACACCACAGAGUAAUGGACAGAAGAAGAAAGCCAGGACAUUUAGAUAGGUGUUAUAGGUUUUAUUUGAAUUUGUUGAAUGAUUAUGUUACAAAGAAUUAAAUUUGAUAUAUCAAUUUCUUUUCAUGAUAUGGUUUUUUCCUUGC
Messenger RNA from Lactuca saligna, 1687 nucleotides. The record is from the annotation of a GenBank genome assembly. Lineage: Eukaryota; Viridiplantae; Streptophyta; Magnoliopsida; Asterales; Asteraceae.